AUGAUGGCCACGGCGGCUAUUGAGGCUGAAUGUUUGUAUCGCUCGUUUUUGAGCCAUUGCUUUUACGACGUUGAGAAACUGGAGAUGGAGGCCACCGCGGAUGCAGGAAACGUCGCGUCUAUCCUGGAGUCCUUCUCGACGCGGUCUUUGCUCGAGAAGUGUGAAGUGGUUCGUGCACAACCACGAAGGACGCAGAAGGCUCUGCAGGUUGUUGUCUUGGACUGCCCCGAGUCAACUCCGGGUGUUGCCGUCCUCGUUCACGACGCAAACAAGAAAGAGGUAUACUGUAUGUUGCACCUAUACAGCUGCGAUGUGGACGGCGGAGGUGUCUCUUCCGUGGCAGACGCAGCACGUAGAUGGCGCACGAUGAUACGACUCCCGGGAUGUAAUACGAGUGUAAAAAUAAUAUUUGUUGAGGGGUUGCUGUUGUUUUGUCAACCAGAUACCCCCUCUGGCUGCGUGCUGGUGCUGGAUACAGGCCCGUUGACAUGCAUGGAUGAUGUGUUGACUGCCCAACCUGUCUUGACUGGCAUUUCUUUUUCGUCGUGUACAGGCUGCUAUGAUGCAUCUAUUCAGUGUGUUUUGUUAUCCUGUUUGGGCGCUCAUUCUCUGCUCUCAGUGACUGUUCCUGUGGAUCCGCGCAAGCGAAGGGACGGUGCGACGAUUCUGGAUCAGCUGUCUCUUGCUGUGCCGCGGGGCUCGCUCCAUUUUCAUGUUUGUUGUGAAGUUCUUGUCGUGUGCCCUUCGAGAAUAACGCAACACGGAUGGGUAGCGUUGGCUUCUUUAGGGAAACGCCUCCUGCUUAGGUUUGAGAUGCAGGCCAAAGUUUGUCUGCAGUAUUGCCUUGCUCUUGGCGGGGGCCAGUAUCUACUCUUGCUUGCAUUGGAGGACGGCACAGUGCAGCCCUUUCGGGUGUCGUCUUCUCCACCGUCCAUUAUGAAGACGGGUCCACCGACGCGCGUCUUUGAUGGGGACUUCUCACAAUGGGUAGCGGUGCGCUGUGCGCCGGCCGGAGACAAUCGAGUGGCUCUCAUUUCUAAGCGUCAGUGCGCUUUGCUGAGCGUUACCGAUGCUGUCACAGUCGGUGUCGUUACAGUACUCUCACGGUACGAUGCACCCGCCGUCUCCAAUAUGGAUGUACUGAGGUUGCAGUUUCCUGCGACGUUACAAGGCAACUUUCCCUAUGUUUUGCUUGUGAGUUCGGUGGGGCAGUCCUGUGUUCGAGUGUUUCCCUUUCAGCGCACAAUAAAUUUGACCGUAGAUGCAGAAAAGUUUUUUUGUGGGUCCGAUGCCGUCGUUUGCAAAGAUGCGUUGGAGGCUGCCGCGCAACAUUCGAGUGUUAAUGUUUCUCAGAAGCUGGGGUUGCUAGCGCACAUCAAGCACAUGCUACAAGGGAAAAGGAGGCAUAGCUCGAGUGGGUACUUUGAGCCUCGUGUUAAGGAGGAGCAUGUGAUUGCCACUCUGUGUCAGGGCUUCGGCACAAUGUUGGGUGAGAAGGAGUGUCCUCCAUACGAAGUAUUUGCGUUGGAUUCGCGAUUUCGGGGUUUUUUGAUGUGCACCUUUGCCUUUGGAUCCCAUGACUGCUACAUCCUGCGGGAUGCUGCGCUACACAAUGCGCUACGGCAGGUAGCGGCGUUAUUUGUGAGUGCAUGA
Trypanosoma rangeli is the source of this 1653-nucleotide messenger RNA. RefSeq lists its product as uncharacterized. Lineage: Eukaryota; Euglenozoa; Kinetoplastea; Trypanosomatida; Trypanosomatidae. Bases 1 to 1653 code for a protein of 550 amino acids. The transcript has a single exon. The record is from RefSeq and is a predicted model, not a curated record.